AUGGACGCCAUUUCGUCAGCGUGCCUUAACAUGCACCUCGAGUAUGAUAGUUUGAUUUCGAAACUUCUAGAGUGGUCAUCAACGAAUUUCCGACGCGGGUCUACCCGGAUAUAUGUUACCGUGCGGCUAUUACGGAAAUGGAGGAAAUCCGGCAUUGAUACAGACAGCUCUAUUGUCUCCUUCCUUCAGCACAAGGCUGAAUCUUCAGUGUUGGAGAAAGGGAAUAUAUAUCACGUCAUAUCUGAACUUGUCCGGUCCCAGUCUUUUGCGGUAGGCAAGUACUUACAGUGGCUCGUGGCUCGAGGGGCCGUCACGAAUGACAAGCCCAUGCAUCCAAAUGUUGAGCUUCUUGUUCAUCUUCCAUCUCGACGACUGCCUUCCCAUGUGUGGAAUCUCCGAAACACCCUUCUUACAAGGGCUGGGUUCUCAAUCAAUACCGAACGGCAGCAGACCCUGAGUAUCAAAAGCAACAUAUAUUGUCAGUUAUCAGAUGUUAUUACCAAACCGGUUCCUGGCGAUUCUGUUGAAGUAUCUCCACCGAUAAACUUAUCGAGUUUGGGCUGGACCAUCAAAUCUGAAAUCGGACAAUGGAUACGUGAACACGUCAUGCUGCAUCGCAAACGAUAUCUGAGAACUGUAUCAAACCAUGGCAUUACAGGCCGUGCAGUCGAGAUUUCGGCCCUGACGCCCGCCCAAUUUUUCAAAAUCCGAGAUAUUAUUGAGAAUUUGGGAGAUUUGUCGCUUUUGGCGGAUAUUCUAAAACAAGCAUCGAGCUCGGAUGAUAUCACUGUGUUAAUUUCCGUUGCGGACACUUUGAAUUGCCACACCGAACCAUUCAAAGCCAUCGGCGCGUCAACAGAUCUCUUCAAAAGCAUUCUAGCUGGUUAUAGCAACGCCAACAAGGCGGACCUUUCGAUAAUAGACUUGAUAUCUUCGCUUCUUGAAGUAGGGAUAAAAUUACCGCAUGAGCAGUCUGCCAUGAUAAUGCUUCGCCGCGACCUCUCGCGUUUCGAUAAAAGCUCCUCGGCAGCGGCUUCUUCUCCGGCAUCUGAGCAUACCGUGGACUCAAUUAAUCUAGCCAAAUCGGGUUUCAUCGAAACCCUACAUCAGCUACUCAAUUCAGGGACCACCUUGGACGAAGCAAACAUAAAUCUGCUAAAUUCUUCAUCGCGACCCUGCCUACUAGCCUUUCUCCCGCCUUUGGUUGGCGUUGGUUGUGUCACACUCCAUUCAUUUUUCGCUUUUGUAAACGGACUUCUGGAUUCUGAUGUGCAUCGUCAAUCGAUACCAAACAUAACAGGGCUUCGCCUUGAUAUGGUCAAUAUUCUCUGCAAGGAAAAGUUUCAUGAACAUGAUCCUUUCGAUUUUGUGUCUUACCGAUUCAAAAUUGCCAGAGAAGACUAUAUAACGCAGCACAGUUAUAACGCCUUGGGCCUCAUCAAUGAGACUUUCGCAGAAAUAACGGGGUGUUCAACAACCGACAUUUAUCAGGUUGUGGAAAAAUGGACGCCCUCAAUCCUACCUUUACUAUGCGACAUAAUUGUGCAAAAUUUGAAUACAUUUGGUCCCGAAGGCGCCGGUCGAAUCGUGGAAGAAUUCCCAAACUGUGUGAAUGCUAUCCACCAAGCAUUGGAUAUUCUUCUAGGAUCAAGAUCACAAGCCGGUGAACAGAAGACUCAAAGCAUUGUUGAGCUAAUUGACGAUUUUUCGCUAUCAUAUUGCUUGACCAAACUUCGCCUAUUACUCGAGACCGAAUCAAACGGGGAUACUACCAGAAGUAGUAUUGUUAAUUUGUUGUUUAAAACUGCAGAGUCUGAUGUCCGCGCAGGUGAACGUCGCUGGCUUGAAGUUUUGAAUGUGUUGCCGAUCAAUGCAGCGCAGUUGAUCAGGCAGCGCGCCGAAUGCGAACUCCUAGGGCUCCCUUUCCUUUCAACUCAUUCUCCAGACUCUUCGAAUGAGGAGACAGCAUUAAUCUUCCUCCGGAUAGUGGAAGAGUUGUCUUACUCAAUCCCAAACAAUUUUGUCCCAUCAUCAAUGGGCAACGAUCUCGGUGACAAGAUGCAAUCCCUUCUACAGCGGACUGUAGAAUUAGGAAAUAUUAAAAAGGACCCGGAUAUUUUAACACCAGAGCUAAACAGCAUUGUUUUGUCGGGAGAGUCCUCAAUCGGUGUCUGGUUUUUCAUCCUUCUUCGCUUGGUGGCCCUGCAUCGAUCACUUCUUCCAACAAACCAAAGCUCCAAAGCGGAACUUAAUCAUCAAAUUCGUCUCUUAAUCCGGAUUAUAUGUAUCUCGCGGUCGUGGUUGUUUGCCAGCCGCUCAUCUGAGAGUUUCAAUUCCUCCUUCUCCCAUUUCACGCAUGACAGCCAUCUUUUGCUCAGUCUUCCAAGCUCCUGGCCUAGUUUGCAGCUUCAGGCACUUGACGUUUGUUCCACACUCGCCGAUACCCUUCCGGAUGAAGCGCGAAAUGAAUGUGCCCGCUUUUUGAGGGAAAAAUAUUCCGCAUUCCUUCAUCCCGACAACGAUCCUCGCCUCCUAUAUCUUCUUGGUCCGUUUGCAGAACCUCAACCCGUUGCAGCCAAUGUUGGAUCGGGCAUGCCGGCAAAUACACCAGUCACGAGUCUCCUACCACAUUUACAACCCAUUUCGCCUCAAAAUCCAUCGAUCCCUACAUCUGCGGCUGCUCUGGUCGAGGAUCCUGAUUCCUUCACAAAUAACCUUCAUUUUCAACAAAACGGCCGAACCAUUGGCCCAUACCCUCCAAAACCAUGGGAAAUGCUAGGAGAGGCAGCUCCUAUGGUAGGUGUCAAUGAUACACCUGUGAACUUGACCUAUUUUGGAACAAGACAGGUUAAACUACCGUGA
Messenger RNA from Uncinocarpus reesii 1704, 2862 nucleotides. RefSeq lists its product as uncharacterized. Lineage: Eukaryota; Fungi; Ascomycota; Eurotiomycetes; Onygenales; Onygenaceae. The record is from RefSeq and is a predicted model, not a curated record. Bases 1 to 2862 code for a protein of 953 amino acids. The transcript is spliced from 7 exons.